Messenger RNA from Actinia tenebrosa (Australian red waratah sea anemone), 758 nucleotides. Its product is annotated as microtubule nucleation factor SSNA1. The record is from RefSeq and is a predicted model, not a curated record. Gene Ontology annotation, cellular component: ciliary basal body; centrosome. NCBI's taxonomy places the organism in Eukaryota, Metazoa, Cnidaria, Anthozoa, Actiniaria, Actiniidae.
CGCUUGGCUUAAGACCUUACAUCUGUUAUGAUAUAUUUUGAACGGCCAUGUCAGAACUGAUCCAGUAAAACCAAGUCAAGGAGAAGAACAUUAUUUGUUUUUUUGGAUUUAAUAUUCAACAACGGGAAAAAAAUGUCAAGAAAAUCAAGCGAGACGCGACCGCGAAAAAAUACAUUGAAAUGCGCCGACGAAAGCGAAGAAGGUAUUGAUAGUUUUCCAAUAAAAACGGAUCGUUCUACUCUUUUGGGAAAAUAUAACAGUCAAAUGUUAAAAUGUAUAGAAGACUUGUGCACCAAAAGAGAUGAGCUACAGAAGCAGAUAUUGUCUGAGGAAGAGGAGAAAACAAAGAUACAAAAUGAUAUCAGAAUACUGACUGAGAGAUUAGCCAAGAUUAAUGAGAGUUUGGCUCGUAAAAUUGCUUCUCGUAAUGAAUAUGAUAAAACAAUAGCAGAAACAGAGGCUGCUUACAUGAAGAUUCUAGAAAGCUCCCAAACCUUAUUACAUGUACUGAAAAAUGAAACAGCCAAGGAUAAAUCAGCUCUAGGCCGAAGUCAAACCACACUAAGAGAGAAGUCAAGAGAGCAGACCUCAUGAAUGACAAAACUUAUCACAGUAUUACAUGUACUGCUAAUCUUUAAUUAAUAAUCAAGGCAUAUAGAUUUUUUCUUUGUAAAAUAUAUCCUCUAGACGACAUGCAGACUUCAACUUUGAUAAAAAUACUCUAUAGUGUAAAUAAAGUGUGCAAUUUGUAAUUCAAA